CCUUCACAGCAUGAACAUAAACGACGACAGGUACAUGUACAGUAAGGAGUAACCCGUGAUUUAUGUACUGUAUCUAUGUAGUCGGCAUUCAUGUUCCCUGUUGGCAAUGACAACGAUGCAAUGUAAUGGCUUCAGAUAAAACUGUGGUCAAAUGGUUUGUAAACCGCUGUGAGGAAAGUUAAGUGAUGCUUAUGAAUAUACGGGAUUUGCAACCGUGAUUUAGACUGUCACAGCGUAUUAGAGUAUCUAUUUCAAAGUUUUCAGUGCUUCUACCAUGCUUCACAUGCCUUCUGUGAGAGAUCGCAAUCGCCGCACUAGCCUUGGGCAAGUCUCUGGCGGGGUAGCGAUCCAUGAUGCCGUGGUCAAAGGUAAAAUCCACCUGGCAAAGUUCAUCCUGGACGCAGUGGAGAGCCAGACUGUGGUGAACUCCCGAGAUGCUCACGGUAAGACACCACUGAUCCGAGCUGUACGGAUCGAGGAGGAGGGGGUGCGGGGCCGGGUGGUGGACCUGCUGGUGAAAUACAACGCUGAUGUUAACCUGGUGGAUAACGUGGGCCGCUCGGCUCUGAGCUACGCUUGCGAGCUGCAUCGGAACGACGUCAUAAAGAAGCUUGUCAAGAACAAUGUGGACCCAAAUCUGCAGGAUAAAAACGGCAACUCGCCCCUUAUGUACUGUGCCGAGACUGGUAAUGCAGCCGGUAUUGAGAUACUGUCCAAGUCCUUCCGGCGUCUGGGCUUAGACGUGGACACGUUGAACGCUGAUGGUAUGACACCACUCAUGGUUGCUGCUAAGUGUGGAUAUGCGGAGUGUGCUCAGCUCCUAGCUCACGAGGCCAAAGCCUCUCUAUCCAGACGGGAUAAUGUGCACAACAAGAAUGCCAUCGACUGGGCAAGGGAGGGUGGUUGCUCAACCCCGGACGUAGAAGCUCUACAGGCUCGGUCACGGAGCCACAGCAAAUCGGCUGUGAAUCUAUCUGGCAACGAGCAGAAUGAAAGCCUCGCUCAGGAUCACGGUUAUCCACAACGGAUGCUUCCCAGGCGCAAACCUAUCCCUCUGAAUCCCAACGCAUCCGACAGAGGUUCCACUGCCUCACUUCCGUACAUCGAUUCUGACUCCAUCAAGGAGUCUUGUACCAAAUUCACUGGGAGCCAGCCAGACAUUCGAAACUUACAGAACGAUAAGUUUCGGUUCCAUCAGCUGAGUCUGGGAGAGCUGUCAAACAGGUCCCAGUGCCCCAAUGCAGGAUCAUCGCACGAACAGUCGACCAGUCACUGCAAGGAAAGUACGCCAAGUCCAGACACACCGACUAAACCAGCGACUGUCAAGCGCUGGGGUUCUGAAGAUAGUGGUUCUUCCAAUCCCCAACGCAAACUGAGCCUUGAUGGCAUCCUGGAUGACCUAAAGUCAGACGAGAAGAUAACUCUGCAACACGACAAUCCCCAGCUGAGGCCAGCUACGGCCGUCGGUGUCUUUAACAAACGAGUCCAGCAUCUCACAGGUGACCACCGAAGGCGUCCCUUGUCGGCCAAUGUCGCCAACCGCCACAGUAACAGGCAGACCAAGAGCUUUGAUAGCGCAUUGACCUUGAUCAACGGCCGGCCAUCUAACUCCAUCGACAACCUGACCCUGACUGUAACCCAACCCCUUGUCCCGCAUCCUCCUACCACGGCCAGGGAGGGCAGCAACCUGUCCAGACUCUCACACCUUAGCCGGAGCACGGAGGUACUCUCCCAUCGGAGCUCCUCCUUUGAGCAUCAACAUGAGCCCAGCAACAGCAGCAUCAGCUACAUGGACCUACAGGAGUUUUCUGGAAGCGGCAAGCGGGAGCGCCAAUCUUCUCUCUCGCCGGGAGAUCUCAGCGGACUCUUCAUGAGGCCACAGAGUGCUCUAUCCAACCAAGAGUUCGAGCGUCUCCCUGCUCUGUCUCCAAAGUGUAUUCCCCGUGAAAUGUGAGAUGUUUAAUGCUAAAACAGUGCAGAUUUUCAAAUGCAAUUAUGAGCGAAUAUACCGCUUGUUUUAAGUGCUAAGGGGAUGGACAUGUGCAAAGUAAGUUUGAAAAUUAAAGGGGGGCUUAGUAAAAUUUUAACUUCCAAAUCAUCAGUCUUUUCUUGGAAUGAAACAUCUUGUUCAAUAAACACCUUUUUUUUCAAUGUUCUAGAAGCUCCUUCAUGAACAUUGAAAAACAAAUCAUUAUAAAAUUGGGACGAACAAAGUCCACAGAAUUCGUUUUUACUGAUGGGACUUGCAAAUCUUUGUCACGUACAAAAUGUUAAUGUUUUACCCCACAUUUUCCCGGGUAAAGGAAGCCUUCGGUCUUUGAAGACCGGGGGCGUCCUAAUUUCCAAAAGCUUUGGACUAUUUGCCGGUAUAUAUUCUGUAGUAAU
Molecule: messenger RNA, 2385 nt
Organism: Patiria miniata (bat star)
Lineage: Eukaryota; Metazoa; Echinodermata; Asteroidea; Valvatida; Asterinidae
Product: POTE ankyrin domain family member J-like
Exons: 1
Coding region: 275-1954 (559 amino acids)
Molecular function (GO): protein binding
Source: RefSeq, a predicted model, not a curated record